Messenger RNA from Tachyglossus aculeatus (Australian echidna), 3037 nucleotides. RefSeq names its product SPT20 homolog, SAGA complex component (gene SUPT20H). The coding region runs from base 194 to 2638 and encodes 814 amino acids. The transcript is spliced from 25 exons. Gene Ontology annotation, molecular function: transcription coregulator activity. NCBI's taxonomy places the organism in Eukaryota, Metazoa, Chordata, Mammalia, Monotremata, Tachyglossidae. The record is from RefSeq and is a predicted model, not a curated record. Gene Ontology annotation, cellular component: SAGA complex. Gene Ontology annotation, biological process: regulation of transcription by RNA polymerase II.
GGGGAGCGGGGAGGGCCGGCUGGGCCGGACCUGCUUCCCAGCGGGCCAUGACGAGGCCCAGCGGCGCCGCCUCGGCCACAGUACUUUUAGCUUGAUAUGAUCACCUGCCUACUUCAACACGUUAUUAUCUCCUCCCCUUUGGACAUUUAUUUUAUACUACAAUGUGCAAGGAGUUCACCAUUGUCAAUACCCAAUGCAAGCAAAGAAGAGAGGGUGUGAUUUAAAUCAACAAGCUUUAGAACUGGCUUUGGAUCGAGCAGAGUAUAUCAUUGAAAGUGCCCGUCAGAGACCUCCUAAACGGAAAUAUUUAUCUAGUGGAAGGAAAUCUGUAUAUCAGAAACUAUAUGACUUGUACAUAGAAGAAUGUGAAAAAGAGCCUGAGAUAAAGAAGCUGAGACGAAAUGUGAACUUGUUGGAGAAGCUUGUUAUGCAGGAGACUCUUUCCUGUUUAGUAGUCAAUCUCUACCCAGGAAACGAAGGCUAUUCUCUGAUGCUCAGGGGAAAGAAUGGCUCAGAUUCUGAGACCAUUCGACUGCCUUAUGAAGAAGGCGAAUUGCUCGAAUACUUAGACGCAGAAGAAUUACCUCCAAUUUUGGUUGACCUCCUGGAAAAAUCUCAGGUUAAUAUUUUUCACUGUGGGUGUGUCAUAGCCGAAAUUCGUGACUACAGGCAGUCUGGUAAUAUGAAAUCUCCAGGUCACCAAAGUAGGCAUGUUCUUUUGCGCCCAACAAUGCAGACUUUAAUUUGUGAUGUGCAUUCAAUAACAAGUGAUAACCAUAAAUGGACCCAGGAAGACAAACUUCUUCUUGAAAGCCAACUGAUCUUGGCCACAGCGGAACCAUUGUGUCUGGACCCUUCCAUAGCGGUGACCUGCACAGCCAACAGACUUCUUUAUAACAAACAGAAGAUGAAUACCCGCCCAAUGAAACGGUGCUUCAAGAGAUAUUCCAGGUCUUCUCUGAAUCGGCAGCAGGAUGUGUCUCAGUACCCAACGCCACCUCAACUCAGAUUACUUGAUUAUUUACAGAAGAGAAAAGAAAGAAAAACAGCUCAACAGUAUGACCUCAAAAUUUCUAAAGCCGGGAGUUGUGUGGAUAUGUGGAAACAGAACCCCUGCUAUUUAACUGCACCAUCAGAAGUGGAUGUGGAAAAAUACGCUAAAGUGGAAAAGUCUUUCAAACCUGAUGACUCACAGCCAACUGUCUGGCCAGCACAUGAAAUAAAAGAUGAUUAUGUGUUUGAAUGUGAAGUCGGCAGUCAGUUUCAGAAAACAAAGCUGACCAUUUUUCAGUCACUUGGUAAUCCACUUUACUAUGGCAAAAUACAGACAUUUAAAGGUGGUGAAGACAAUGACAGCAUGGCAAGUCCUUCCCAGUUCCUUAUUGGUUCCAAAACUGAUGCUGAACGAGUAGUCAAUCAGUAUCAGGAGUUGGUUCAAAAUGAAGCCAAAUGUCCAGUGAAAGUGUCCCAUCUCUCGAGUGGAUCAACUAAUCUGAGCCAGCUUUCUCCCGGGAAAGAUCUGGAACAGCCUGAGAGCCUGUCAGGGUCGGUUCAGUCGUCAGUAUUGGGAAAGGGUGUAAAGCAUCGACCUCCACCCAUCAAGCUUCCUUCAAGUUCAGGAAGUAGUUCUUCUGGUAAUAUUUUUAGUCCCCAGCAAUCGAGCAGCCAUUUAAAAUCGCCAACGCCGCCUCCUCCCGCUUCUAAGCCGCCUGGGCUUUCUCGGAAACCUUCUAUGGACCUCAGUCAAGUUAGCAUGCUCACUCCAGCUUCCAUGUCACCCGCCAGCUCUUCACAAAGAUCCGGAACUCCUAAACCAUCUACUCCUACACCAACCAACACCCUUGCAUCGGCCCCCAACCCUCCUGAUGCUCUGAACUCAACUCCUAUUACCCCUUCUGCCACCCCUCCUCCCCAAGAUUCAGGCUUCACCCCUCAGCCCGCUUUGCUAACCCCGUUUGCUCAGCGGCAAGUGUCUCUGAGCCAGGCCUCGCCUGUAAUGACCAUUCCUCUUUCCACCAUGGUAACAUCCAUUACUACAGGAACCACCUCCACCCAGGUCAUGGCAAACCCUGCUGGACUUAACUUCAUCAAUGUAGUGGGCUCCGUGUGUGGAGCACAGACAUUGAUGAGCGGCUCAAACCCCAUGCUGGGGUGUAAUUCUAGUGCCAUAACCCCUACAGGUAUAAAUCUGAGUGGCAUUUUACCCUCGGGAAGCCUGGUUCCAAGUUCAAUGCCUGCUGCACUGCCGUCCGCCACGCCAGGUGUCCCUUUUGGUUUAAAAAAUACUUCAGGUCUCAGGCCCUUAAAUCUGCUGCAGCUACCGGGCGGUUCACUCAUUUUCAACCCUCUUCAGCAGCAGCAGCAGCAGCAGCAGCAACUCUCUCCGUUUUCUGCACAGCAACAAUCCUCAAUUCCCAGUCCUCAGCAGCUAGAGCAGGGUUGUGAACAAGGUCCAGCCGGUCAAGAGCAGGCCUUAUCUGCUCAGCAAGCUGCCGUUAUUAACCUGGCGGGAGUCGGAAGCUAUAUGCCGUCCCAAGCAACGGCGGUUGCGAUUCUGGCAGCCCCCAACGGCUACGAGAACAGCGGGGGCGGCCCCGCUUCGGCGGUCCCCACCUACCGACAGCCCCUCAAAAACUGAGAGGCAUCCUGGCCGUCCCCCACACUGCCGGCGUGCGUUAUUUAUUUUUUUCUUUAAACAGCAUUGACUCAAACAGUCCUUUACUUUUGGUGCCCUAAAAAUUUACAGCCAAGGGAUGGGGGGAAAUGGCAAAUAAAAGAGCCACACCCUAGAGCAUAACCUGGAGACGCCGCCGUCUUGUCAGGGGAAAAUAGGGAGUCGUUCUAACGAUAAGGUAGGGUUGGUUUUCUAGAGUCAUAUUUUAAAAACAAUUCCGUAAAGAACACUGCACCGCACCAGGAGGCGGCUUAAGGCGUUUUGGAAACAAACAGCCUUUGUAAAGGUGGUAUUGAUUUUUGUUAAUAUAAAAGCUUCGAACACUGUAAGAUACAGUUUUUACAAAUACAUUUUGGAAAAAUC